Folsomia candida is the source of this 904-nucleotide messenger RNA. RefSeq lists its product as uncharacterized. The transcript is spliced from 4 exons. Lineage: Eukaryota; Metazoa; Arthropoda; Collembola; Entomobryomorpha; Isotomidae. Bases 221 to 904 code for a protein of 227 amino acids. The record is from RefSeq and is a predicted model, not a curated record.
UUCGUGAGUGCCACUUGUUGCUCUCCUUCGUCUCGUUGUGGUUGCUGGAGCUGUGGGCCUCGAUUCAUUUCUCUCUUUUGCUCAGAUUCGUCAGAAUUUGCCAGUUUGCUCAAAAUAUCGUACAACUUUAAUUUUGACAAUUUGACAAUUUGACAAUUUGAGAUUUUGACAAUAUCUUGUUUCAACUACUACAUUGUCCAGCGCUUUGAAGUUUGGAAAAAUGGCCAGGAAGAUGGAAAAAAUCACUGAUGAAUGCACUUACCUUAUCGACGACGGGGCCGGCGCCAGUGCCAGUGGCGCUGAGAAAAUGAAACACCCCACUUCUGAAAACAUGGACGUGGAGAUUGCCGGGGGGUUCCGUUUCAGACCAACUUCAAAUCUGAAUGUGACGAACAUCUCGGACGUUACAAACGAAAUGAACAAACUGGCCAUGUCCCCGCCUGAUAAUAGCUUAAGGAUUUCUGAACGGAAUGAACCUUGCACCAGCCGGUCACUUUUGUACAACCCCGUACCCCGAACCCCGAACGAUGACAGAAAUAAUUUGAACCGAGGUCGUCGUGAUUUCGAAAGCCGAAAACGUGAUUAUGAGUUCUGUGGAAGCAGCGGCGGCUCAUUCAUGCACAAUCAACAAGAUGGCGAAAGGAGCGAAAAGAAGUUAUCUAGAAAGGAAAGGGAAUGGCUAGCAGAGGGGAAAACGCUCGAGCCAAUCGUUACCGUGUUUGGUCCAAACCAUUUCAAGUUCUAUGAUACUGGAUAUCAAGGACAAGGCCCAUUGAUCGAAUUGGAGGACAAUGAAGGUUUCGUCAGCGGAUUGCGAGACGGUGAGGAAAUCCCGAAGCGAGAACUGACCCCGUUGGAGCGUACCCUCCUCCGGGAGCGAAAGACGGAAGAAGGUCUAGACUAG